CCGCGCCUACCGACCUACCGCCCCUCUACUAGACUCCUAAUUCCCCUACCCCUCGGACGAGGGCAUCUAACCGUCUACCGCGAAAUCACACACACCUACCUGCCUGCCUGUGCACGGCCACGAUGUCCGACCAGCUCGACGACUACGACUCGGCCUCGGAGCACGAGGACGUGUUCGCGUCGCCGUCGAGCCAGCCGCGGAAGCCCCGCGCGCGCGCGAAGCAGCAGCAGCACCAGCACGACGUGGUAGCGCGUCCCAAGACGCCGUCGGACCCGCCGCCGGGCCCGCGGUACGCGGACGCGGACGCGCAGGACGGGCGCGAGGCCGCGCUGCGGCGCGAGCUGGCCGGCGUGCGCAGCAUCAACGAGCUGAUCGAGGGCGUCGUCGGCACGCUCGAGCGGGCCAAGGGCAACAUGCAGACCGUGUCCGCCACCGUCAGCACCGCCUCGACCCUCCUCAACACCUGGACGCGCAUCCUGUCGCAGACCGAGCACAGCCAGCGGCUCCUGCUGGACCCGGCCUGGCGCGGCGCCAGCCACGACCUGGCCGCCGCCGAGGCCGACGCGCUCGCCCGCCAGCGCGAGGCCGAGCGCCGCGCCGCCGCCGUCGCCGACGAGGAGGAGCGCCGUCGCGCCGCCGAGCUCCUGCGCCGCCGCGCCGACGACGACGCCCCCGCCCCCGCCCGCGGCGUCGCCAGGGCCCCCCGCGCUAGAGCCGGCCGGGGCAGCCGGGGCUCCAGGGGCGUCGGCGGUAGGGCCGGUGCUAGCACCGGCGCUGCCAGUCGGCCGCCCUCGGCCGCGGGGACGAGCGCGUCUGGCGCCGCGGGCGCCCGCGGUGCGUCGGAGAUCGGGAGGGGGUUCUUGCGCGGGAAGUCAAGGGGUCCGCGGGGUUACUAGGGUGGAGGCGAAGAGGGGAGGAAGGGAGAGGAACCGAGCUCUGCAUCGGGGAGAGGAGGAGGGGAGGGGAGGGACGCGGGCCUAUCGACAACAAACAUAUACAUCAUGCAGUCGACGGCAUGGACCUGGCAGAGCGGUGUCUGUGGGAGAGUGGAUGGGUCUUCACUACCUGCUUAACUUAUGUACGCAUGGCUAGACGGCAAUAGAGACGACAACGACGACGAUGACAGAUACGAUGAUACCCGGAUCCAAACUCUGGCAUCCCGCAUACACUACCAAAACUUUCUAUAUGCGCCCCCGCGUUCCCCGUAUCUUAC
Molecule: messenger RNA, 1213 nt
Organism: Durotheca rogersii
Lineage: Eukaryota; Fungi; Ascomycota; Sordariomycetes; Xylariales; Xylariaceae
Exons: 2
Coding region: 123-896 (257 amino acids)
Biological process (GO): mitotic cell cycle
Cellular component (GO): mitotic spindle; DASH complex
Source: RefSeq, a predicted model, not a curated record